AUGCCUCUCAUUGCUAUCUACAAUCCCGCCUCUGGGGACAGAACUGCCAAGGCAUCAUUUUUUAAUCCUACUUGUCAAUUUUUUGAUGACCAUGUUCAACCGUUCCUCGCUAGUAAAGGUCAAGUCGUGGAUAAGGUUUUCGAAACAGAACGCCCAGGCCACGCCGGCGAAAUUCUGUACAGAUAUCUAAAGGAUAAACAAGGCGAUCUCACUGUAGUUUUGGGCUCCGGUGAUGGGACCCUCCACGAAAUAACUAACUUUCUGUCUGCGACCAAAGUCAAGGCAGAGGGGUCCUUACCGUUUCACCUUGACAUUGUCCUUGUUCCUUGUGGGACAGCCAAUGCCCUCUACUCCUCUCUUUUCCCACCCGCUACCGACGCUCUAGACGUAGCGUACAAGUCGAGGGGCCUCGAAUCCUUUAUCUCUGGCUCCAAUACCAUACCACUUACCAUCGCAAUCACGACGAUAUCGUCUCCACCCUCCAGCACAAAGAGACCAGACGUGACCAUAUCCGCGAUUGUUGUAUCCACGUCGCUCCACGCGUCAAUCUUGCAUGAUUCCGAGGCUUUGCGCAACGAACACCCUGGCAUUGAAAGAUUCAAGAUCGCUGCCGCCAAAAAUGCAAACAAAUGGUAUUACAGUCAUGUUAAGCUCUUACCCACAUCUACGGGGCUCGUGCAGCAGUUCGAACCGUCUUCAAAUACGUUCAUCGAUCAUCCAGAAUCUCAACUUUACGACCCAAUCGUGGACUUGUCCGGUCCAUUUGCUUAUUUCCUCUCUACUGUCAAUGUCGACCGCCUUGAACCUGCAUUUCGGAUUACGCCAUUGGCUCGGGAUUUGCCAACCGAAGGUCCAUCUUGCGAUGUCGUAAUUAUCCGCCCAUUCCGUAGCAAGACUAAAAUGGAUACUCCAGAGGCUAGAGAGGCCUUCAUUCCAAGUCUAUACAGUGUUUUGGGAGGAGCGUAUCAGAACGGUGCACAUGUCAAUCUUCGGUACCAUGGAGAUGGAUCGAUUCGUACCGAUGGAGACGGCUCUUGGGUCGUAGAAUAUAUACGAUGCGGUGGCUGGGAGUGGAUCCCAGAUGAUAUUGAUGAAGGAGCUCAUUUGCUCUGUUCCGAUGGCGAAAUAUCCACUAUUCCCAAAGGAGGACGAGCAGUAUGUUCUGCUGCAUUGCCAACCGAAGGUGUUGGUUUCAUGGUAUAUUCAUGA
This is a messenger RNA of Guyanagaster necrorhizus, 1209 nucleotides long. RefSeq lists its product as uncharacterized. The record is from RefSeq and is a predicted model, not a curated record. Gene Ontology annotation, cellular component: intracellular membrane-bounded organelle; membrane; cytoplasm. NCBI's taxonomy places the organism in Eukaryota, Fungi, Basidiomycota, Agaricomycetes, Agaricales, Physalacriaceae. Gene Ontology annotation, biological process: phosphorylation; sphingosine biosynthetic process. Bases 1 to 1209 code for a protein of 402 amino acids. The transcript has 5 exons.